AGGAGCACACCGCAGAGCCAUUCAAGCUUAAACCUGGAGGGCAGUGGCAGUAGCAAAAGGAAAGGCUGUUCGGACCAUCAGCAUCCCAGCCACUAGACCUUUUUUUUUAUUUUGAGUCUGUGUGUGUGUGUGUGUGUGUGUGUGUGUGUGUGUGUGUGUCUGUGCGCGAGUGUGCACGCACGCGUGUGUGUGUGAGUGUGUGUGGGUGUGUACGUGUGUCGUGUGCACACACGCGCCUGUGUGCAAGACUUUAUGUACAUCGGAAACCAAUUGAAGACAGAGGCGAAAAAAAGACCUUAACAACUGUGCUGCUCUUGUACAUAUCUUUCUCCCCCGCCCCCCCACUUCAAAAGAAGAUUCAAAGCCACACCGGACUUAAAGAAAUCGUCGCUCCGCACGUUGAGAAUGGUCACUCAGAUAAUCAGCACUAUGGAAACUCAGGUGGCAAAUGGUCCUACAAGCAACAGCACAUCCAAUGGCCCAUCCCUCAACAGCACAAACUGCUCCAUACCAAUGAUGGCCGGGCCCUCCGACGACAGCAAGACCAAUCUCAUCGUCAACUAUCUACCACAGAACAUGACGCAGGAAGAGUUCAAGAGCCUCUUCGGCAGCAUCGGGGAAAUCGAAUCCUGCAAGCUCGUCCGCGAUAAGAUCACAGGCCAGAGCUUAGGAUAUGGUUUUGUAAACUACGUGGACCCCAACGAUGCAGACAAAGCUAUUAACACCUUAAACGGACUCAAGCUGCAAACUAAAACUAUUAAGGUCUCAUAUGCCCGGCCCAGCUCUGCCUCCAUUCGAGAUGCCAAUCUCUACGUCAGUGGGCUUCCCAAGACCAUGAGCCAGAAAGAGAUGGAGCAACUCUUUUCACAAUAUGGCAGAAUCAUCACCUCACGCAUCCUCGUCGACCAAGUUACAGGUGUCUCUCGAGGGGUUGGCUUCAUUCGAUUUGACAAGAGGAUAGAGGCAGAGGAAGCAAUCAAGGGGCUGAAUGGACAGAAACCCCUAGGGGCAACUGAGCCUAUCACAGUGAAAUUCGCAAACAACCCCAGUCAAAAGACUGGCCAGGCGCUGCUCUCUCAGCUGUACCAGUCCACGAGCCGGAGGUACCCCGGACCCCUGCAUCACCAGGCACAGCGUUUCAGGCUGGACAAUUUACUUAACAUGGCCUACGGCGUAAAGAGCCCUCUCUCUCUGUCCACCAGGUUCUCUCCGAUCACCAUCGAGGGCAUGACGAGCCUCGCUGGCGUCAACCUCUCGGGCCCAGCGGGCACCGGCUGGUGCAUCUUUGUGUACAACCUCUCCCCGGAGGCGGACGAGAGUGUCCUGUGGCAGCUGUUCGGGCCCUUCGGAGCGGUCACCAACGUCAAGGUCAUCCGCGACUUCAACACCAACAAGUGCAAAGGCUUUGGCUUCGUCACCAUGACCAACUACGAUGAGGCAGCAAUGGCCAUCGCCAGCCUGAACGGCUAUCGCCUGGGUGACCGGGUGCUACAGGUGUCCUUCAAGACCAGCAAGACCCACAAAUCGUGAAGGCAGAGUGAGAGAAAGAGAGAGAGAGAGAGAUAGAGAGAGAGAGAGAGUGUGUAAGAGAGAGAGAGAGAGAGAGAGAAAGAGAAAAUAAAACACAGGAACACCCUCCGCAACAGAAACAACUACAAACAAACACGCACACACACACACUCACACACACACACACACACUCACACACAGAGACACACACAUGCACACACAGACACACACUCACAGAGAGACACACACACACACACACACACACACACACUCACACACACACACACACACUCACACACAGAGACACACACAUGCACACACAGACACACACUCACAGAGAGACACACACACACACACACACACACACACAGAGACACACAAACACACUCACACACACACAGACACACACACACACACACACACACAC
Messenger RNA from Stegostoma tigrinum, 1936 nucleotides. It is a transcript of the gene elavl3, whose product is annotated as ELAV like neuron-specific RNA binding protein 3. Gene Ontology annotation, cellular component: ribonucleoprotein complex. The transcript has 7 exons. Lineage: Eukaryota; Metazoa; Chordata; Chondrichthyes; Orectolobiformes; Stegostomatidae. Gene Ontology annotation, molecular function: RNA binding. The record is from RefSeq and is a predicted model, not a curated record. The coding region runs from base 406 to 1530 and encodes 374 amino acids.